Messenger RNA from Symphalangus syndactylus (siamang), 3372 nucleotides. RefSeq names its product HEAT repeat-containing protein 5B-like. Gene Ontology annotation, cellular component: membrane; endocytic vesicle; Golgi apparatus. NCBI's taxonomy places the organism in Eukaryota, Metazoa, Chordata, Mammalia, Primates, Hylobatidae. The record is from RefSeq and is a predicted model, not a curated record. Gene Ontology annotation, biological process: endocytosis; retrograde transport, endosome to Golgi; intracellular protein localization.
UGUGUACUCCAGACGAUGUGUUUCCUUUAUCUUAGAGCUACUGUGGGCAGUUUGCUAGGUGAAAAAGCCCAGAUUGCAGGUGCCAAAAAAAUCUGCCAAGCUAUUGGAAAACAAAUGAAAGCCAUAGAGGCAGUAGUGAAUGACACAAGUAGAGAAAACAAAUCUGGUGCAGCAGACAUUGCAGCAAGCCAGCAUGUGAUGGUCUGUGCCCUCCAGGAACUCGGGAGCCUGGUGCAGAGCUUGAAUGCCACCGCAUCCCCUCUUAUUCAAGAAGCGUCUAUAGGGCUUUUGGAGAUUGUGAGUUCAGUGCUUCUUCAUCCAAGCAUGACUGCCCGACUUGCUGCUGCAUGGUGUUUGCGCUGUGUGGCUGUGGCAUUACCUUUCCAGCUGACACCAUUUCUAGACAGUUGUCUACAGGAGGUGGGUUAUACAGAUACUAUUCUAGAUGUGAAAUCUAAAUGAGUGCGAGCUUUCUUGGGCUUUUCAAGUGAUGUCACAGACAGGGAAGAUGCCAAAAAUCAGGACUCAGUUGUAAAUGGUACAGAGACAGCAAUGAUUGGGUAAGUAUUUUGUCUGGAAAGUGUUUUAGCUAUUAUUAGUUCUUAUUAAAUAUUUUUGGUUUUAUGGGCAUUACUUGUACUUUUAGGUAGUGACAGAAAUAAUUUAAUUAUAAUUUAAUAAAAAUUCUAAAAUUCUAUUUGGUUAGAAGGUAACAAGGAUUGGAGUUAUUUAUGACUUAACUCAAGAAUAUUUGUGAUAUUUAAUACAGAUUUUAGUAUAUUUAAUAGAUUUUAGUAUAUUGACUUAAUCACUAAAUAAAACUUCAGAAAAGAUUUUAUUUGGAAAUUCAGUACAAAUCUCUAAGAAUGGCGUUUCAUGAUUGGUGAUGCAGGAAUCGUAAAAAUACCUCAAAUUCUUUAGAAGUAACACUUUUUAACCACUUUUGUUUAUCUAAUAAUGUUGUAAUUUAUCUUUCCUUUGAUAUAAAAUACCUAUUUUAAGUAGCCAUUUUGAAGUGACAGCGUAAUUGUGAACAAUUCAGUAGCUAUUUGAAAUAUUUUGUUUUCCAUUUUGGAUUAUGUAUCAUACAAUCAUAUAUGAUUCUACUUAAAAUAAGCAUAAACAGUUCAAUAAAGAGAUUCUUAUUUAUUGGGAAAAAAUUUCCGUGAUUGUUAAUUGAAUAAAAAGCCAAGAAUUCUGUGAAUGUUUAAGUAUGACUUUUGACACUUGUUUAGGAAGGAAGAAUGGUUUUAAUUGAACUCUGUAAAUUUUCUACCAAGAAGAUAGUUCCUGCUAUUUGGAAUAUAAAUUAAAAUUGUGGGAUUAGGUAAAGGUUCACUGUAGGACUUUUAUAAACAAAGUUCCUUGGACCUUAAAAUGUAUUCAUUAAUAAUUAAGAAUACAUUUCCAACUUUGUAGGCUGCGUUAAAAAAUACAUUAACUUGUAUUUGUAAAUUUAAGGCAUGGUAUUUCUCUGCAUAGAUAUAGACUGUGUGGACAUUAUCUUUAGUUCUGUUUUUAUGUUAUGGGUUUAAUGUAAGUCAUCAAGAUAAAUGGUUUUUUUUUUGAGACGGAGUCUCGCUCUGUUACCCAGGCUGGAGUGCAGUGGCGCGAUCUCAGCUCACUGCAAGCUCUGCCUCCCGGGUUCACGCCAUUCUCCUGCUUCAACCUCCCAAGUAGCCGAGACUACAGGUGCGUGCCACCGCACCCAGCUAAUUUUUUGUAUUUUUAGUAGAGACGGGGUUUCAUCAUGUUGGCCAGGAUGGUCUCAAUCUCUUGACCUUGUGAUGCGCCCGCCUCGACCUCCCAAAGUACUGGGAUUACAGGCAUGAGCCACCAUGCCUGGCCGAUAGUAUAAAUGUUUUUAAGAACUAUAAUGCAUACUUUAGUAACCUUCAGUAAAGACUUUCAGGGAAGACCACUCAUGUGAUUUGGCCUUGAUUUGUCUUUUAAGAAUGACAACGAUACUGUUGCUAAUCUGUCUGAUUUCAGUAGGAAUAAAGAGUUAGGGGAGGGUGAUACGAAACACAAAGCUGUAAGCAGAUUUGAAAUUUAAGAAAGAUGUCUUUUGAAAAUUUUGUCCGUAGUGGUUUCUACAUUUUUUUCUUUUUUCAGGAAAAUGCUCUCUGUCUAAAAGAUUACCUAAUGAACUGGAGAUAAAUCUUUCUGUUAUGGCCAUUGGAAUCUUUACUAAAUUUACUUAUUUAUUUAUUUAUUUAGAGACAGAGUCUCAUUCUCACCUGGGCUGGAGUGCAGUGGCACGAUAUCAGCUCACUGCAACCUCUGCCUCCCGGGUUCAACUGAUUCUCCUACCUAAGCCUCCCGAGUAGCUGAGACUACAGGCAUGCGCCACUACACCCAGCUAUUUUUUGUAUUUUUAGUAGAGAUGGGGUUUCACCAUGUUGUUUGGCCAGGAUGGUCUCAAUCGCUUGACCUUGUGAUCUGCCUGCCUCAGCCUCCCAAAGUGCUGGGAUUACAGGUGUGAGCCACUGUGCCCGGCCAAUCUUUACUAAAUUUAUUUUGAGGGAACUAAAUUCAAGUCAUAUAUUUGAAAAUUCAACUAUUUCUAAGAGAUUAAUGGCUUAUUAAUCAACAGGGUCAAGUCUAGUAGCAAUGUUAAUUUAACUAGUGUAUUGCUGUUAGUAACUUUAUGUACACAUUUUCUCUUUUACUGUAGCUGUUAAGCAGAAAUACAAGAUUGUUAUUUUCUUAGUUGUGUAAACUUAUGUAAGAGGUCAAAGGGAGAGUUGCAGAGAGGACAAGAGUAGAGAAAAACGGUGGUAGAGAUAAUAAAAAUAUUUUUAAAAUGAAAUACAUUAAGGUUGGUGUAAGGAUCAAAAUAAUAAUAAAUCAGGAAGGGGAGUUUUUUACAUUAGAUUACCACUAAUCUAAAUAGAUAUGAGUGACUCAUGCCUAUAAUCCCAGCACUUUGGGAGGCUGAGGCUGAGUCUGGUAAAUCACUUGGGCUCAGGAAUUAGAGACCAGCUUGGGCAACAUAGUGGAACCCCAUCUCUACUGAAAAUACAAAAAUUAGCAGGGUGUGGUGGCUCAUGCCUGUAAUCCCAGCUGCUUGGGAGGCUGAAGCUGGAGAAUUGCAUGAACCUGGGAGGCAGAGAUUGGAGUUAGAUUAAUCUAACUCCGUGGCUGACAGAGCCCGGAGACUUUGUCUCCAGGUAGAUAGGUAGGUAGGGAGGGUAGGUAGGUAGGUAGGUAAGUAGAUAGAUAGAUAGGAUUACAGAGUACUUAGCAUCCACUUCUUGUAUUGCUUUUUAAAUUUGUGGGAGUGUAAUUGAUAAGAAUCAAUGUAGAUAAUGUGAUUUGGGAUUUAUAGUUACCAUAUAAACAGAAGUUAAUGCAACAUAUCAUGGGUUA